CUGACCGACUCGUCGUGCCAAGGCUUUCGUUCUCGUUGGUCGCUGCGCACUGGGCGCUUUUUUUUGUUAAGACGGUGUUUGCCAAAGUUCCUUUUUACAAACGCGGAAGAUUUCUUGGAGGUAAAAUUGACACAAACGACGCAGUAGCCUACAACCAGCAGCUCCGGGGAAGGUGGCGUGUGGGCGGCUGAACGCCAACGCCGUGCGUAAUACUCGGGGAGCAGGUGGAUGGAGAGGCUGGCGGGAUGCAGCUUCGGAGCGGCUGGACACCAUAUCCUCAGCUGAAGGACACCUUGACGCGAUGGGCUUAAAUAUUAAGAGGGAAUGCUCAAUUUUCAAAGUUAAAAUCAAUCUUGCUAGUUUUUUUGUUUCUCUACAGAUUCAAUGUGAUACAUGUGAUGGUUCCUCGUUAAUGAAAAUCUCCAGUCAUCCCAAUCCCCAGAGCCCCAAACCCUUAGACCCCAAAGGGUCAAAUUCCCAUUACACCAGGCUUAUUUUGGAACUUGAAGACCCUUUACCCUGCUUUCAACAGUCUCGCAUGGAAUGCGGAACCCUUUGACACCCUAAAACCUCUCAGCCAUCAUGGCCUUGGAUCAGUGGCCCUUUCUCCCGACUGUCCCCAACAUCUCCAUCCCUGAGCCCCUGCUGUACGACAGCUACAUGCAGGGGAAUGAGUCCGACCUGGACCUGAACAUCUCCAAGGCCAGGGAGCCUCACCAGGACAAGACCAGCUCAGUGGUCAUCACCCUCAUCUACUUCAUAGUAUGCGCCGUGGGGCUGUGCGGCAACGCCCUGGUCAUAUAUGUCAUCUUGCGAUACGCCAAAAUGAAGACGGUGACCAACAUCUACAUCCUAAACCUGGCGGUGGCUGAUGUUCUGUGCAUGAUGAGCCUGCCGUUCAUCGCCCUGCAGCUGACGCUGGUGCACUGGCCCUUUGGAGAGGUGCUGUGCAGGGUGAUCAUGACUGUUGACUCUCUCAAUCAGUUCACGAGCAUCUUCUGCCUGAUGGUGAUGAGCAUCGAUCGGUACUUCGCUGUGGUCCACCCUAUUAAGUCCACAAAAUGGCGGAAGCCCCGCAUGGCCAAGCUUAUUAACCUGACAGUGUGGUGUGUGUCCCUGUUAGUCAUCCUACCUACUUUGAUCUUUAGUGGCCUUAACAAGGUGCCAACAUGUGGGAUCCAGUGGCCGGAGCCCCAGGAUGUCUAUUACACAGCCUUCAUAAUCUAUACUUUCUUCAUUGGGUUCUGCCUGCCUCUGGCAGUCAUAUGCCUCUGCUACCUGCUCAUUAUAGUCAAGGUAAAGUCGUCUGGCAUGCGGGUGGGUUCCAGCAAGCGCAAGCGUUCUGAACGUAAGGUAACACGGAUGGUGUCCAUAGUGGUGGCGGUGUUUGUCCUCUGUUGGCUGCCUUUCUACAUAUUCAACGUCACCUCCGUCACCAGCUUUAUCAACCCCACCUCUGCCGUGAAGAGCACCUUCGACUUUGUCGUGGUGCUGGGCUACGCCAACAGCUGCGCCAACCCCAUUCUGUACGCCUUCCUGUCGGACAACUUUAAGAAGAGCUUUCAGAACGUCCUAUGCCUGAAAAAGGUGGCAGGCCUGGACGAGAUAGAGCGCAGUGACAGCAGGGCGGACAGGAGCAGGAUGGUUAACGAUGCUGUAAUCAACGCCAACCUGGAGACUCACAAUGCUGCCCUGCUGAAUGGCGAGCUGCAAACCAGCAUCUGAGCGCCGGCAGUCACAUCCAAAGAGCCCAGAGACACAGAUGAGCUGCCAGUAUAGUGACCCCUGUUCCAAGGUGCAGGGGCUAGACGAUAAUAUAUUAACUGCUGCUCAUGGACAUCAACACAUGGACAUAGUCUAGGUGAAAAAUAAACAAUUUUUUAAGGGACAGAACACUGACUCCAGCUCAAAACUCUUAAUAUUUGGGUUGAAUUCUCUGUGAGUCAAAAAUUAUUGGCUGAAGUGAUUUCACACACAGCAGAGAUAAGUGAUGUUAAACAUAAAUAGGAGGGCUAUUAAUACUUGCCAGGGUUCUAUUGAGUUGUCAGACGUCAUGGAGACUGAACCAAGAUCAAUGGAUCGGAGGAUGGACUGUGGGUGCAGGAGAAAUACUGUCCACCCAUGUUUAAAGAGAGCGCUAGACGGGAUUGAUCAUCAUCAAGGCUCUCGUUUUGAGAGCUAUGAAGGGUUGGCAUUGAUUUCUUUGAACCUGGAAAUACUGCUGAAAAAGACCGUCAAAAAUCUCAGAUGAAAACAGCCAGCACAGUAGUCUACAUAGUCUUUAAAAAAAAAAAAAAAA
Molecule: messenger RNA, 2299 nt
Organism: Etheostoma cragini (Arkansas darter)
Lineage: Eukaryota; Metazoa; Chordata; Actinopteri; Perciformes; Percidae
Gene: sstr2a
Product: somatostatin receptor 2a
Exons: 5
Coding region: 583-1725 (380 amino acids)
Biological process (GO): cellular response to estradiol stimulus; neuropeptide signaling pathway; cellular response to glucocorticoid stimulus
Cellular component (GO): membrane; neuron projection
Molecular function (GO): somatostatin receptor activity; neuropeptide binding
Source: RefSeq, a predicted model, not a curated record